AUAUAAAGGGCAAUGGCCAAUGAAGCUGAACUCUUAAAUCAGCUAUAGUAUUUAAUAAUUAUUUUUUUUUCUUUGUGAAAAUUGGAAUGAAGUGGGAAUUAAUGAAGAAGAUAUACCCCAACGGGAAUGGAUUCAGCUGGUGCCCUUCCUCUUCUUCUUCUUCUUCUUCUUCCAGUUGCAGCGAUGAUGAUCCAAUGGUAGUCCUGACAGUAUGGAAGAAAUCGUUGGUUCUCAACUGUGAGGGAUUCACCGUGUUUGAUGCCAAUGGGAACCUUGUCUAUCGGGUCGACAAUUACAUCAACGGCCCUCGCAGAGUUAGGGUAUCUAAUUUCAAUGAGAUCUCCCUUAUGGAUGCCUUGGGAAACUCUAUUCUCACCAUCCGUCGCCAACGCAAGAAGCUGGACAGCAGCAACUGGUUUUUGUACGACGGCGAGACCACUGAUAAUCCGAGGUUUACGGUGAUGAAGAGGAAAAGUAUCAACAGCAGCAGGAAAUGGGCGGCUCAUGUCAUCAGCAAUGAUAAUAAUAAUCAUAAUAAUUAUGUGAUUGAGGCGAAUCGCUGCUGUUGCUGUGUGUAUGAUGAGAAGCGGAGGAGGCGAGUGGCAGAGCUGAAACCCAAGGAAACUUGUGUCAAAGGCCUCGCUUUUGGUGCCGAUGUUUUCCAAUUGCUUCUAUUCCCUGAUUUUGACCCCUCGCUCGCCAUGGCAAUCGUUAUCCUCCUCGAUCACAUGGGCUCUCUCGCUCAACGAUCGCGGACAGGUCACGGACGAAGGCUCCUGAUCAGAUCGCGGCGGCGUGCGGUGCUCGCAGGAUGCGAUGGCUGCCUGUCGGGGUGCGGUUGUUCAUGGCGGUGGCUCUCGUUGGUCGCUCGCCUCGGCUCGCGGUUUCUUGUCACGUCGGGAAAGUCGGACGUGGAUUUUGAAAGUGGUGCAAUGUCAUUUCCAUCCAUAUUUGCUUGUUGUAGGAGCUGUUGGCGUUUCUCUUAG
Molecule: messenger RNA, 986 nt
Organism: Striga asiatica
Lineage: Eukaryota; Viridiplantae; Streptophyta; Magnoliopsida; Lamiales; Orobanchaceae
Source: the annotation of a GenBank genome assembly